Molecule: messenger RNA, 1650 nt
Organism: Exophiala xenobiotica
Lineage: Eukaryota; Fungi; Ascomycota; Eurotiomycetes; Chaetothyriales; Herpotrichiellaceae
Exons: 3
Coding region: 1-1650 (549 amino acids)
Biological process (GO): transmembrane transport; carbohydrate transport
Cellular component (GO): membrane
Molecular function (GO): carbohydrate:proton symporter activity
Source: RefSeq, a predicted model, not a curated record
AUGGCUUCUAAGAUGGAGACGGCCGACCACCUUGAGGCUAGCAUCCAGGACCAGGAAAAGAAGGGUACAAAUGUCUAUGGCAAAGAGGGAGGCUUUCAAGCUUCCGUCGGUGAUGCCCAACAAGCCAAUAUCAACGAGCACAAGCACACCGUCCGUCAAGCUCUCCGUGCUUACCCAUGGGCUGUCUUCUGGUCUCUCCUCGUUUCCAUGUCCAUUAUCAUGGAGGGAUAUGAUACGCAACUGAUCAGCUCUUUCUUCGGUUUCCCUGCCUUCCGCACCCAGUUCGGCGAAUACUCCCAAGUGUCGAAGAACUACCAGGUCCCGGGCAAGUGGCAGUCCGCUUUGGGCAGCGGUCCUACUGCGGGCUGCGUCGUCGGUGCUACGCUGAAUGGUUGGAUGAUCCAGCGCUUUGGGUACAAGCCUGUUUUCAUGGUCGGUCUGAUUCUCAUGAAUGGCUUCAUUUUCAUCAACUUCUUCGGCAAGUCCAUUGAAUUACAGACUGUUGGUCAAGUCCUUUCUGGCGUACCUUGGGGUAUCUUCGCCACGAUCGGACCUGCCUAUGCUUCUGAAGUGUGCCCACUAGCAUUCCGACCCUACCUCACUGCGUACACAAACAUGUGUUUUGCCAUUGGCCAGUUCAUUUCUGCCGGAGUCCUCCAGAGUCUUCUAGCACGAGACGACCAGUGGUCAUAUCGGAUUCCUUGGGCUAUUCAAUGGCUCUGGCCUGCUCCUCUUAUGAUUGUGGCAUUCUUCAUGCCUGAGUCUCCGUGGUGGCUCGCGCGGCAAGGGAAGCUCGAAGCGGCUGAGCACAGCGUCAAGAGAUUGAUGGCCGAGCACGAAAAGCCCCGGUCAAAAAAUAUCGUCGCCAUGAUGGUCCACACCAACGAGAUCGAACUCGAAACCACCAGUGGCACCUCCUAUUUUGACUGCUUCAAGGGCACCGACCUCCGGCGCACCGAGAUUGCUUGCGUGAUCUUCGCCGGUCAGGUGCUCGCAGGUUCCACCUUCGCAUACAGCGGCACCUACUUCUUCGAACAAGCUGGCAUGAGCGCGGCCGACGCCUAUAAACUGGCUCUUGGCGGCACGGCUGUCGCCUUUGUCGGCACCAUCCUCUCGUGGAUCCUCAUGCGCAUCGCGGGUCGUCGCACAAUCUACAUUGGGGGUAUGAUGUCCAUGUGCAUCUGCCUGCUGCUCAUCGGGUUCCUCGCCAUCGCCAAGCAUAGCAGCAGUGCCACCUGGACGCAAUCCGCCUUCUGCAUUCUAUGGCUGUUCAGUUUCUCCCUGUCCGCUGGGCCCGUUGGUUGGGCUGUGCCUGCCGAAGUCAGCUCGACCCGGCUGAGGUCCAAGACGAUUUGUCUAGCCAGAAACUCGUACUACAUCGUCCAGAUCAUCGCGAACGUUAUUGAGCCUUACUUCAUGAACCCGGACGAACUUAACUGGAAGGGGUACACGGGAUUUUUCUGGUUCGGCAGUGCAUUCUUCACUCUAGUAUGGGCUUUCUUCAGACUGCCUGAGACAAAGGGCCGCACGUACGAGGAGCUUGAUCUCAUGUUCGCCGCAAAGGUACCGACCAGGAAGUUCAGCAAGUACGAUGUCGACGCAUAUGAUGAGAGCAGGAACUUGACCGAUAGGAUGAAGGAGCACGAGUAA